AUGAGAAUAUUUGUUGGGAGAAAUCCCAGGUCUGUGGUGUUAUCUUCUGAAAGUUAUAGUCUAAAAUUUGAAAGACUCUAUGAUCGAUCUAAUCAAACUCAAGGCAAUGUGCAAGCCCAACAAGGCCAACCAAAUCAAAUAAAAGCACCCACAGUUUCGAUUAAAAACGUCAGUGCUAGUGAAUUGGUCAAAGAUGGCUAUAGAGAAUUGAGAGCACUACGUUUGAAUGGCCUACUAGGUUUACUUACAAUCAAUGGUGAUGUCUACGUAGUAGUAGUUGGUGGGGUACAAAGUAUAGGGUAUCCUAGAUGGCACUUGGAUGAUAGCUCAAAAAUCACACCAGAGCAAUCAAUUAACAAAAUAUUGGAGGUUGAUUUCAUCAGCUUAGAUACAGAGAUUUAUGAUCAUUUGUUUUUUGACCGGUCAGAGCAGAAUUUUGACAAGCUACUGCAUGAACAUCCCUGUGGUGUCUACAAAAGACUCUUCGCUGACGGUUCAUUUUAUUAUACCAAAGAUUAUGAUUUGACGAAUGCUGUGAAGUCCCCUGGUCUUACCCAUAACUUGGAUUAUGCGAUAGAUAAUUUUGAUACAUCUUUCAUAUGGAAUGCAAAUUUAAUUGGUGAAAUUAUCAAUUGGAGAGGAAGGCUAUCGAUGAAAGAGAAGCAGGCUUUUGAUAACGCUCCUUUUUUGAUGUUCGUUAUUAGGGGCUUUUGCAAAACAUCCAUAGUCAAUGACCCUGAUUUAACAGCUACAGUAACUGUUCUAUCAAGAGUUUCUACAGAAGGUCACAAGUCUAUAUCCGAUUCAGAAGGUAUGCACGAGGACUCGAGAGUUUCCACCAUUAUCGAAACUGAAACUAUUGUAACAACUGAUAGUUUUAUUCUAUCAUACACACAAAUUGCAGGGAAUAUUCCACUAUUUUACGAAAUUAUUGAUGGACAACUACUUUCCGGUAAAAAGCUGAAGCUUCUAAAACAACCUGGUGAGGGGCAAAACGAGUUUAACAAGCAUUUUGACACACUAGAAUCAAAAUUUGGUAUUGUCAGUGUUGUUAAUUUGGUUAAAUCUAGGAGCGAUUCACAAGAAACCUUGGCAUCUAUUUACAAGCAAUAUUCGGACACCAGAGGAAUAAAAAUAAGCAAUAUUCCGUGUGGUUCACAAACACUAAAUAAAUCUCCUCAUAAAGUUUUAUAUAGUCUGAAACAAGACAUAUAUGAGUGUGGAGCUUUUGCAUAUAAUAUAAAAAAGGGAAUUUAUUUUGGUAAACAAACCGGUGUAAUAAGAAUUAGUGCAGCAGACCCGAUUGAAAAACCUAUUCUCUUAGAAAAACUGAUAAGUAAAGAAGUGUUGGAACUAGCUACUAAGGAACUAGAUGGGUUUAGUAUAACUUCUCCAUUGCUUGAAGUGCAUGACAAAUUGUGGUCAGAAAAUCAUUUCUGGUUAGAAAGAGUGUAUGCGAAAAAUCAGAAAAAUUAUAAUAAAUCUGCAAAAAUAUAUUUGAAACUGUUUUCAUCACAUGUAAAAUUAUUCGAUCCAGUUCAUUUUUAUAUUUCCCAAUACUUGAGACAAUUUAGGAGCAGUUUUACACAUAUGAAGGAUAUAAAAGUAUUUGCAGGGACCUUUAAUGUCAGCGGCAAAUUGUCUAAGGAUGAUAUUUCUCAAUGGAUCUUUCCUAAUGGUGUAACCACAGAAGAAGACUUUGCAGAUGUGUAUGUAUUUGGUUUAGAAGAAGUUGUAGAGCUAACUCCAGGACAUAUGCUGGCAAUCGAUCCGUAUAUUAAACAAUUCUGGGAAAAAAAAUUAUUGGAUACCAUCAAUUAUUAUGAUAAAGAUUCUAGCUAUACUAAAGUUUGGAGUAGUCAGUUGGGUGGUGUUUUAUUGAUUUUAUUGAUGAAAUCCAGUGAAUCACUAAAGGUUAAGCAUGUCGAGGGAGAUGUCAAGAAAACAGGAUUUGGUGGUAUCACAUCUAAUAAAGGCGCAGUAGCUGUUAGUUUCAAUUACUCUGCAACAAGGUUCUGUGUCCUGGUUUCGCAUUUGGCAGCAGGUCUGGAGAAUGUGGAACAGAGACAUAACGACUAUAAAAUGAUAUCGAAAAACAUAAGAUUCUCACGAGGUCUAAGAAUCAAAGAUCAUGAUGCAAUUAUAUGGAUGGGUGACUUUAACUAUAGGAUAUUGAUGUCUAAUGAGGAAGUACGUAAGCUUAUUGCUUUAAAGGAUUAUAAGAGUCUAUUUGAAAAGGAUCAGCUGAACCAGCAAAUGAUAGCAGGUGAAUCAUUUCCCUACUUUCACGAGAUGCCAAUUGAGUUCCCUCCUACCUAUAAAUUUGAUCCAGGAACAAGGCAAUACGAUACUAGUGAAAAAUUAAGAAUUCCUGCUUGGACUGAUAGAAUUUUAGGCAGGGGUGAUGUCUUGAGACAACUAACCUAUACUUAUGCCCCAGAUGUUUUAUUUUCUGAUCAUCGCCCAGUCUCAGCUGUCUUUUCUGCGAAUGUUACUGUGGUGGAUGAGAAAAAGAAAGCUGAGUUAUCGUCAGUUAUACAUACCAAGUUAAUGGAGCGGCUUGAAGGAUGUGAUGAGGAUGAACGCAUAGAAAUUCUGAAUGAUGGUAAUUUCAAACUCAAUGAACUUGAUGAUGAGAUAUCUAAUAUAACCAAUAUGAAUGCAAAACCAGAACAAAAACGGGCAAGAAAGCUACCACCACCAAGUUCAGAGAUUAGGAAAUGGUGGGUAGGAAACGGAAAACAAGUCAAGGUUUUCCUAGAUACUGAUCCUGAAGAGUUUAUGUUGAAUCCUGAACACACUCCCAAUCCAUUUGAUUCUAAUGAUACAAGUCCGUUGUUUGUACCUAGGUCAUAG
Nakaseomyces glabratus is the source of this 2856-nucleotide messenger RNA. It is a transcript of the gene INP51, whose product is annotated as phosphoinositide 5-phosphatase INP51. Gene Ontology annotation, molecular function: phosphatidylinositol-3,5-bisphosphate 5-phosphatase activity; phosphatidylinositol-4,5-bisphosphate 5-phosphatase activity. Gene Ontology annotation, cellular component: membrane; cytoplasm. Gene Ontology annotation, biological process: phosphatidylinositol dephosphorylation. NCBI's taxonomy places the organism in Eukaryota, Fungi, Ascomycota, Saccharomycetes, Saccharomycetales, Saccharomycetaceae. The record is from RefSeq and is a predicted model, not a curated record.